AUGCAAGCCCCAGAACGCAAACCCAUCGGUGACGCUUCACGCGCGCACCCCGUCCGAGACGAGGAUUUCUACAUUCAAAAUGUCGUCAUCUUGGUCGAAGACGUACUUUUCAAAGUACCAAAAUCUUACUUAGUUUCAGAGUCCACCGUCUUCGAAACCAUGUUUUCUUUGCCACAGAACCAGGACGAAAUGGUGGAGGGAGAAACUGAUCAUCAUCCAAUCAAGCUUGAAGGAGUAAAGCACGACGACUUCAAGCAUCUCCUGCGUGUGAUUUGCGUCAGGGCACAUCAACCAGCACCUAACUUGACUUACGCCCAAUGGCUAUCAGUCCUCGAGCUGGCUACGAAAUGGGAAAUGGCUCGCCUUCGAACACUCGCCAUAACCAAGCUCACCUUGAAUCUUUCCAUAUUGGAUGCUCACCAACAGAUCAUCCUUGGACGAAAGUACGAACACAAUCCAUGGCUGGCUUCUGGAUAUACCGCACUUAUGAGACGCGCCAAUCCUAUGGGGGUGGAGGAUGUCGAAAAAAUAGGGGUGGCGGACACUUUGAAGAUAUCGGCGCUUCGGGAGAGAAUAUCUAUGAUACCUUCACACGACUCCGGCAGAAUCUUACAUACGUGGAGGAUCAGCGACAAGCCAAGGGGCGAAUGUCCUACUUCUUGCACCAUUCCGGAGAAGAUGGUCUUAGAGGUAUUGAAUGGGUGA
Molecule: messenger RNA, 705 nt
Organism: Cyclocybe aegerita
Lineage: Eukaryota; Fungi; Basidiomycota; Agaricomycetes; Agaricales; Hemipholiotaceae
Source: the annotation of a GenBank genome assembly